AUGUCCCCACGACCAGUACCAACCCUCUUCGCGUUCGGCUCCAACGGCUCGGGCCAACUAGGUAUCGGGCACGAUGAGGACGUGUCUGUGCCAACGCCUUGUAUAUUUGCAGACUAUACUCCUUCUCCAGCCCCAACACAGACACAGGUUCCCCGCGUCUCACGCAUCGUUGCAGGCGGGAACCAUACGCUUGUCCUGCUUGAUGAUGGGCGGGUUUAUGCGGCGGGGAUGAAUGGGGACGGGCGGUGCGGGAUAAAUUCGAACUCGAACCCAAAUUCUCAUUCGAGAUUUAGGUUUGAGGGGGUUACUGUGGUUGAUGAAGAAGAGAAGGAUGAGGAGAGUGGGGGUAUGUAUGAUGUUUUCACGGGAGUUGCCGCGACGUGGGAGGCAACGGUUUUGGUUGCGAGGAGGAGGGCUCAUGAGGGCGAGGGCGGGGGCGGGGGCGUGGGUCGGGAUGUAGUGUUUGUGCUUGGGACGGGGAUGAAGGGGGAGCUUGGGCUUGGUACUGAGAUGACGCAGGCUCAGGUCGGGAAGAUUCGUGAUUUCCCGCCGCGAGGCUUGGAGGUGGUUUCUAUUGCGGCGGGGAUGGGGCAUGUUGUUGUUGUGUUGUCGGAUGGGGCGGUUUAUGGGUGGGGUGCGUCGAGGAAGGGGCAGUUGGGUGGUGGGUUGGUUGGGGAGAAGAUUGUUUGGGAGCCGAAGCGUAUUGAAGGGGUGCCGUUUCGAGUGACUGAUGCUGUAUGCGGGAGGGAGUUUACGGUGUUGUGUGGGGAUGGGGAGAAGGGCGAGUUUGUUGUUCUUGGAUCUUUGGGAGAUAAAUGGGGAAUCCUUGCAGGGACGCCUGCAGCGGAGGAUGUGAAGGGGUAUUUGAAGAUGGAUGCUAGUUGGCAUGGUGUCUAUGUACAUCAAAAGGAUAUGUCUGUUCUUGCCUGGGGCCGGAAUGACCGCGGUCAGCUACCACCGGGAGAUUUGCGCAGUGCAAAGGAGGUGGCGGUUGGUAGUGAGCAUGCGCUUGCUCUACUCGAUGAUAGGUCUGUCGUCGCGUUUGGAUGGGGCGAGCAUGGCAACUGCGGACCAAAUACAGAUGCGCAGGGCAAUGUCAAGGGUACAUGCAACCGAGUUCCCCUUCCUGAGGGAGGCUUUGAGGUGGUCGGUGUUGGUGCUGGCUGUGCGACGAGCUGGAUUAUUGCAUCCUGA
This is a messenger RNA of Aspergillus puulaauensis, 1194 nucleotides long. Its product is annotated as RCC1 domain-containing protein. The coding region runs from base 1 to 1194 and encodes 397 amino acids. The record is from RefSeq and is a predicted model, not a curated record. NCBI's taxonomy places the organism in Eukaryota, Fungi, Ascomycota, Eurotiomycetes, Eurotiales, Aspergillaceae. The transcript has a single exon.